AACUUCUCUUGCACCUUCUUUAUAUCCGCCGCAUAUAUAAUCGUCACUCGAUUUUCUCCUCCAAGAUCGAAAACCCCAAACCCUACCUUUCUACUCUGCCAGAUUGAACGAUUUUAAUGGGUUCAAGACGAUCGGAUUUCGGCGAUAGCGCUAGCCCUGGGAAGAUUUUCAUCGGUGGUCUGGCCAAAGAUACUACCUUAGAUGCUUUUGUCAAGUACUUUGGCAAAUAUGGAGAGAUAACUGAUUCGGUAAUCAUGAAGGAUCGGCACACAGGUCGACCUCGGGGUUUUGGUUUCAUAACCUAUGCGGAUCCCGCUGUUGUUGAUACUGUUAUUGCUGAAACCCAUAUCAUCAAUGGGAAGCAGGUGGAGAUUAAAAGAACUAUUCCCAAGGGGUCAGGUGAUUCUAAGGAUUUCAAAACGAAAAAGAUAUUUGUUGGUGGUCUUCCAACAUCAGUUACAGAAGAUGAGUUCAAGAUUUUCUUCUCCAAGUACGGUAAGGUGGUUGAGCAUGAGAUAAUUCGAGAUCAUGUGACCAAGAGGUCACGUGGCUUUGGAUUUAUUGUGUUUGACAGCGAACAAGUUGUGGAUAAUCUUCUGAGUGAUGGAAAUAUGAUUGAUAUGUUGGGUACACAGGUUGAGGUCAAGAAGGCUGAACCAAAGAAACCUUCAUACCCACCACCUGCUCCUGCAUACAGUAGUGAUUCUAGGGGACGUGGUGGUUAUGCUGAUAGUUAUGGUGGUGGUGGUUUUGGAAGCUCUUAUAGCAAUUUUGGCAGUGGCAGUUAUGGCACUGCUUCCUAUAGGUCUCUGGGGUCUGGUCUUGGUGGUAGGUUUGGCGACUAUGGUGGAUAUGGUGGUACAAGCGAACUUGGGGGUCGUUAUGGCGAUUAUGGUGGUAGUGAGUUUGGUUAUCGGGGAGAUGGCCCCCUUGGCUACACCAGUCGAUUUGGUUCAUAUGGUGGAGGCUUUGGUGGGGGCUAUGGGGGUGGUCUAGGUCCCUAUGGCCGCGGUGGCGGCUAUGGAAGUUAUGGAGGGGGUGGAUCAGGUCCUACCUAUGAUUCUGGCCCCGGUGCUGGAUAUGGCGGGCCUGGCGGGGGAAUGUACGGUGGUAGGGCAGGUUAUAGUGGCAGUAGUCGAUACCAUCCUUAUGCCCGGUAGAUGCCCUUAAGCAUCUUAUAGAAGCUCUCUUUCCAACUCUUGCCUCAAAGUCGACUAGAAUUCCAUGUCUAAGGAAGGAGACAACCUCUAGAAGCCUGGAAGGAACCUAGUUUCUGCUGUUACUUAUUUAUGCUAUAUGCUAAGUAUGUUUUUACAUUUAAGGAUUAUUAGAUCCUGUUGAGAACUUUCAUUGCUGUUCUAAGCUAGACAUCUCCUGUAUGAAUUGUAUUUUAGCUUUUUGUCACAGUAUAGAAUGCCUGUUGGAGGUUUUUUCUUUC
Andrographis paniculata is the source of this 1438-nucleotide messenger RNA. Its product is annotated as heterogeneous nuclear ribonucleoprotein 1. The transcript has 6 exons. Gene Ontology annotation, molecular function: RNA binding. The coding region runs from base 117 to 1160 and encodes 347 amino acids. Lineage: Eukaryota; Viridiplantae; Streptophyta; Magnoliopsida; Lamiales; Acanthaceae. Gene Ontology annotation, biological process: regulation of gene expression. Gene Ontology annotation, cellular component: nucleoplasm. The record is from RefSeq and is a predicted model, not a curated record.